Chenopodium quinoa (quinoa) is the source of this 2106-nucleotide messenger RNA. RefSeq names its product vacuolar fusion protein CCZ1 homolog B-like. NCBI's taxonomy places the organism in Eukaryota, Viridiplantae, Streptophyta, Magnoliopsida, Caryophyllales, Amaranthaceae. Gene Ontology annotation, biological process: vesicle-mediated transport. The transcript is spliced from 10 exons. Gene Ontology annotation, cellular component: Mon1-Ccz1 complex; intracellular membrane-bounded organelle. Bases 312 to 1880 code for a protein of 522 amino acids. The record is from RefSeq and is a predicted model, not a curated record.
UACCACUUAACGGAAUCUGUUAAGUGAGAACCACUAAAUGUGAAGUAGGUGUUUCGCUUGUAGCAGUGUAUUUGCGACAUGAUCGAUAAACCAUAAUUGCAACAUAGAUCGCCAAAAUUUCUUUUUUCUUUUGAAAUCAUAAACUUUCAUGCAAAAAUUUCUCAUUUCUUAUUGGCAUGAUUGUGAAUCAAUCUUAAUCUAAUAAUCUUCCUCCCUUGUUGGAGUAGAUUCAACACCGCUAAAACCCUAACUUUUCAUGGUUUAAUUUACUGAAUUUUGCAUAAUUUUUGGGGCAAGAGUGAUUUCGAAGAAUGGGGCUUUACUCAACUGCGACGAUCUCAGCUGACGCCGUGAAAUUGUGUGUGUUUGACCUGCGAAGGGGACAGCGAGAAGGUGAAGAGGUUGAAAAAAUUCUGUAUUUCUAUCCCUCCGAAUUGCCAUUGACUGAUCAACUCUCUGUGAUUGGGCUUAGUGAAGGUUUGAUCACCUUCACAAGAAUCUUCUCUCCAGAUGCUGCUUGUGAAGUCAUUGAGGCUGAGAGGCAUUCCCAUGUUUUCUAUGAAGCAGAGCCUGACGUUUGGAUGGUGAUGGUAGUGGAAAAGAAUAAGGAGUUGGAAGGUAUAUGGCGUAUCGAGGCCCUAAGGGGAAUGCUUAAAGAAGUGCAUUCUCUGUUUGUAAUGUUCAAUGGAUCCAUAAGAGCAAUGCUUGACAAGGAAUCUACUGGAGCACUUAUCCGCUCACAUUUAUUCUCCUUUAUCACUGAUUAUCUGUUUGCAUGUCAAAAACGGUAUGCUUUGGAUUUCUGCUGCUGGGAUUUCCUUGCUGGAAAGAAACUCCAACUACCAUCCUUCCAUGAUUCUUUACAAGAAAGAGGAACUGUGCAGAUGUUGACUGUAGGACGUGAGGCUGCAAUAGAAAUUCAGUCACUAGUACGAGUGCUUGAAUCAUGUGCUGGAAGUGCAGGGUGCCAUUCCCUUGUCUUGUUCCAUGAUCUGUUGGUGUCAACUUCUGUUUGUCCGGAUGACACUGUCAACUUAUAUACUUAUGCUGUUUUAAGGAUGACUCCUCGUGCUUUAUCUGCCAGUGGUAGCUCAUGGUCCUAUUUACGCAAAGGAAAUACUGCUGCUCAUCUUACAGCAGGAUCCAUCCUUCCAACUUCAUCCACUUUUACAGAACGAGUUCAAGGAUCACGAGAUACCUCCCCUAGUGGAGAAAGUAGAUAUCUCAUUGCAAGGCCUUUGCAGCAGGGCAAGUGGUCAAAAGGGAAGGAUGGUUUUCUUGUAACUAACCAAUGGGGAUCAGAUAUGAAUGCUUCAUUCCUCACUGUUUUGCUUCAGCAAACGAAAGAGAGAAUGUAUCUUUGUGCACAUCAGCACAAAAAUGUCACCAUUAUUCUUCUGAUUCCUGUCACCUCUAUUAAUAAUGCAGAAAGAGAGAUACCUGUGCUGAAGCAGCAGCUUUUGGAGAAUGCAUCAUUAAAGAUCUUGAAAGUUGAAGAAAAACUUGCAAAAGGUUGGGGAGGUGAGAAUGCGUACCAUGUCAGUGGUUAUCGGUAUCUGUUAGUGGAUGGUGAUAGAUGCGUGUCCAGGGCUUCUCCUGCAGCAAAAGCUGCAACCUUAGCAAAGGAAUCUUUGGUUGCAAUGUGCAAGCUGAGGGAAGAGGUUGACAUGGAAAAGAGUAGAACUAAAGAUGAUGAUGUAAAUCAUGAUAAAGACCUGGAAGUGUGCAUCAGGGCCAAAAAUAACUCAUGGGUUGUUGCUCGGAUAUUGAGAGGAAAAGAGCUCUAUGUGGUUUUGGAGAAAGCCAACGAAACACUUCUUUAUGCAUCAGAUGCCAUUGAAAAGUUCAGCAACAGGUAUUGCAAUGGAAUUUUCUCAUAGAGUUCAUAUUCAUGGAAGCUAAAUGCAAAAUGAGGCGGAGAAGAAGCUUGUAUCAUUCUUUAGACUUUUGCUUAGAAUCAUGGCACCUUAUUUUGUACAUUUUUGUUGAAUAUAGGUGGAUAAAUGUCCAAAUAGUGUCUAGUUUAUUUUAAAAUGUCCACUUCUGUAUUUGAUGUUAUCUAUUCACAUUGUUGGAUCAAUAUUAUUGCUGUUAUAAUUGUGCAUA